AUUGUGAGGUGGAGGUUUCCAAAAUGUCAGGAACUGAGGACAAGUCACAAACUGCCUCUGGUAAGACAUUUCCACUCUCUUCCAAUGUUGAAGAAGCUUCAGGCAGCUGUGGGACCAAGUGUUCAGUUUGUAAUCAUCUCUACAGAGAUCCGAGGAUCUUACCCUGUCUUCACACACUGUGCCUGGAGUGUGUCAGGGGCUUGAAGCAGUUCUCUAUUCCCAGGGCUCAGAGGGAGGAUGAUCGUGGACCUGGUGUCUCAGUGGACCAUUGUGGACCUGAAGCUGUCAUCCUGUGCCCAGUCUGUGAUUGUGAAGUGGAUUUACCAGUUGCUGGAGUGGAAGCAUUGACCAGCAACCAGUUGAUUCUCAAUGAGGUCUUACUGGAACGCAUACAGAGAGCUGAUUCUGGGCUGGUCUGUGAUCUGUGUAAUGAUGGGGAUGCUGAAAGAAGAUGUGACAUGUGUUGUGUAAAUCUCUGUGACUUCUGUUCCAAAGCACACAGAAGGCAGAGAAAAACUGCUUCCCAUGUUACAGUGGCCCUGAGGGAUCUGAAAUGUGGCAAGGGAAGGAUUUCUAAGCCCGUGCUUUGCCCAUUUCACCCAGCAGAGGAACUACGGCUGUUUUGCGAGACGUGCGAUCGUCUGGUGUGCCGGGAUUGUUGUAUGGUGGAACAUCGUGACCACCGCUGUGAUUUCAUUGCUAACGUUAUCAACAAGCAUGGCGAUUUUAUUCGAGAGUUGCUCAAACAAACACAACCGCACGUCAGGCAACUGCAGGAGACGUUACGUGACAUCGGCAGAGCCAAGCUGCAAGUGCGAGAGCGGACCAAAGUAAUAGCCGAAGAAAUUAAAACGUUCACAGAGUAUUACAUCAAGGCUUUGGAGGCGCAUCAAGGUAGACUUUUGAAAGAGUUGGAAGAGCUGAAAAUUCACAAGGAGAAUUCCCUGCAUUUGCAGCAGAUCCAGUUGGAGCAGAUGUUCUCGGAUGUGAAGACUGGUGUGGAUUUCACAGAGCACCUGCUGACCAGUGGCUCCCACGUGGAGAUCCUACUGACCAAGCAUGUGGUGGUGAAACGGCUGAAGCAGCUACACCAGAUCAGUUACAGUACUCGCCCAGGAGAGGACGAUGCAAUACGAUUCGAACCUCAGGAGAGGGCAGCACAGUGCAACGGGCUUGAAGUGUUUGGAGUUAUUGUCACAAAGGCAGUUGAUCCAAACAAGUGUGUUCUUCAGGGGGAAGGCCUCCAUGUUGGCCGACAAGACAGGCUGACUGCGUUCACACUGGUCUGUAAUGAUCAAUCAGGACAGCAGAUGGGCAGAGGAGGAGAAUCUGUUCGGGUUAGCAUCUUCAACAAGAGCAGCAAAGACCGUGUUGUCAAGCCAACGGUGGAAGAUAAUCAUGAUGGGACUUACUGCAUCACUUACACUCCCCAGGAGCCAGGACCACACACGGUGUGGGUCCAUGUAAAAGGGCAGCAUGUGGAGGGAUCUCCAUUCAACCUGACAGUAAAAAGUAAAUUCCGUAAGCACACUGGGGCCUUUCACUGCUGCACAUUCUGUUCCAGCGGUGGGCAAAAGGAUGUUCGUUGUGGCUGUGGGGGCACAAUGUUAGGUGGGUAUCAAGGCUGCGGACAUGGUCACAAAGGUCACCCUGGACGGCCACACUGGUCCUGCUGCGGGAAGCUGUCUGAAAAUUCAGAAUGUGCUGGACCCGUAAAUGGCAGUUUAUACCGUAGCCUGGUCACGACUGUGGCUCUCUAACAAUUUGAAAAAGCUGCGGGUGGCGUGGUGGGGGGAAGUAACUGCAAGCCUCACAUUGUUUCUGAAAAGUCAGCCUUGCUGCAAAAUGGUAAUUGUAAUUUGCAGUAACUGGUUGUUCAGUCAGCGUGGAUAGUGGAACUUUACACAGGCUGAUGCUGUUGUGAACUUCCUUUUAAUUAUAUGACAUUGGAAUUGGAGAAGCCGGAAAAUUUCUUGAGUCGGUCAAUGCUGAUUAUUUUGAGAACGUGUUCCAAGGGACUCUUUGUACUGGGAGGUGAAGAAAAAGAACAGGAGGAUUGUAUCCUGCUCUACUUCUGUGACUUUUCCUCCCUUAUCUCCUCCCUCAAUCUCUCCCUCCGCAUCCACUCCGCCACCCACGUCCCCGGUCACCCCCUCGACCUGAUGAUCGCUCGGGGCCUCACCGUCUCGGAC
Messenger RNA from Callorhinchus milii (elephant shark), 2192 nucleotides. RefSeq names its product tripartite motif containing 45 (gene trim45). Gene Ontology annotation, biological process: positive regulation of DNA-templated transcription. Bases 24 to 1760 code for a protein of 578 amino acids. The record is from RefSeq and is a predicted model, not a curated record. Gene Ontology annotation, molecular function: protein binding; ubiquitin-protein transferase activity; zinc ion binding. Gene Ontology annotation, cellular component: nucleoplasm; chromatin. The transcript is spliced from 6 exons. NCBI's taxonomy places the organism in Eukaryota, Metazoa, Chordata, Chondrichthyes, Chimaeriformes, Callorhinchidae.